Molecule: messenger RNA, 173 nt
Organism: Guyanagaster necrorhizus
Lineage: Eukaryota; Fungi; Basidiomycota; Agaricomycetes; Agaricales; Physalacriaceae
Exons: 2
Coding region: 1-171 (56 amino acids)
Source: RefSeq, a predicted model, not a curated record
AUGAGGUCGACGUGCAUCACAUCAAAGUCGUGCUCUGAUCCUCUUGGUACCGCAAGUUAUCGGCCCUUAAAGAAAGGUGUGUUCCUUGGUAUGAAUAGUAUUUUCAUCAAAGAUCACACGACGAUGGUAUUGUCCGACUUGGACUGCCAUGAUAUGAAUAGAGCAGUUUGAUC